UGCACUUCAUUUUCAGCUGACAGCAGGCUGAAGCCUACUGUUAUAUUUUAUAUAGAACAUCGACGGCCAAACAUCGACCCUCAUCCCUAAUUUAUCAGCAGGGGACAGACUGGACAACUCAUGGGGCCCCUGGGCAAUAGGGGAUCAUGGGCCCCUGUUGUCCUUGCCUUAAUACUCAAAAAAAGCCUAUGAAAAAGGUACCAGGGGACAUCUCAUGGGGCCCCCUACUGACCCUGGGCCCUACGGGUGCAGUGCCCGAGUUUCCAAAUAAUCAGUCCUCUGCCCCU
Molecule: messenger RNA, 287 nt
Organism: Staurois parvus
Lineage: Eukaryota; Metazoa; Chordata; Amphibia; Anura; Ranidae
Source: the annotation of a GenBank genome assembly